AUUUUACAAUCACCAACCAACAUCCGGAAGCGAGGCUUGACGUCCCACGGUACCACCAGACUGGCAGUUUUGUAGGGUAUUCCUACAAUUUUACCAAGUCAACGUCGAGUCAUAUUUUCUUAUUCUCCAUUUCACAUCGUUUUUCAUCAACCAUUAUAAUGUCCGAGUCGGAAGUAUCCAUCAGUGUCCAGGAAAUCGCCGACAGUCUUCCAGCUGACGAGAACACGAACAACGUGAGUGAUGCACUACCCGAUACAGUCACAGAGACUUCCUUAUCUAAAUCUUUACCCGUCUUACGUGUCGAAGAGCUUAAGGAUGAGCUAAAUAGUAGUUUCUCCUACACAAGUGGCGAAGAGGACCACAGCCCACACGCGUCAGAUGACCCAGAGAGGAAGGACAACCAGGAGGAAGAUUUUGUUCCUCCAACUGAUGAACUUAAAGACAAAAUAAUCAAACAGGUUGAGUUUUACUUCUCUGAUGCGAAUAUUUUAAAAGAUGCUUUCUUGCUUAAACACGUGAGAAGAAAUAAACUUGGUUAUGUGAGUAUAAAAUUGAUAACAUCCUUCAAGAAAAUGAAAAGUUUGACUAAAGAUUAUCGUGUAGUAGCUUACAGUCUAAGACAGUCGGAGCAGCUAGAAGUAAAUGAGGAAGGCAAGAAAGUUAGAAGAAAAAACCCAGUACCAGAAUAUGAUGAAACAACGCCCUCGAGAUCAGUGCUGGCAAUAAACUUGCCAAUGGAGACCCCAUCAAUUGAGAAUAUUGCUGAAAUGUUUUCGAAAUGUGGUGAAGUAGCCCUGAUACGCAUUCUUAAACCAAAUAAGUCUAUUCCUCAAGAUAUUAAAAAGCAUUCUAAUAAACAUCCUGAAAUUGGUACAACUACUUGUGCUGUAAUUGAGUUUGAAAAACAUGAGCAUGCUAAAAAAGCUGUAGAUACAAUGUGUGAUAAAGAUGAUUGGAAGAAGGGUUUGCGGGUUGUGCUGUUGUCUGAAAACAAGAAAAAGGCUGAGAAAGCGAAUGAUAAAGAUCAUAAUGAAAAACGUGAUGUUCAUGAAGGUAGUGGUGAUGAUGAUAAAAAGAAAAAAAAGAGGGGUGGUAGAAGAAAUAAAAAUAGACAUUUAGAUUCAGCCCAUCAUGAGGAUUCGGCAUGUUAUAGCAGUGGUUCAGAACAUGAUCCGCCAAGUAGGCAAAAUGCUUCACUGAGUCCGAAUCAUUUUGAUGGAAAUAAGUUGAGUCCUACAAAUAGCCCCAGAUCUAGUCCAAGGUCAAGUCCUAUGACCAGUCCGAGAAGUCAACGCAGAAGAUUAGGUCCUCAUGGAAAGUCACCUUUGGCAGAGCAUAGCCCUGGAAGUAGUCCGAAACCAAGUCCUAGAAGUAGUCCUGAGAGCAGCAGGAAACGUUAUGACUAUUCUUCAGGUGGUGACAGUACACCAUCAAGUCCUUGGGUUCAGAGACGCUUGAAAGCAGCCCAAGAAAUGAGUAAGAGCCCCUUAGUUGGUAACAGUCCAGUUGGUAGUCCAUCAUUAGGAAGGAAGAAAUUAGCAGAUUUAGGCGGUCUGAUAAGGCAGCCAAAAGGACCUGAUGGUACUCGAGGUUUCCAUCUUGGACGUGGGAAACCAAGAGCAAGUACUUUCUCGUGAAUGAUCAUAUCAUUGACAUGAUGGCUUUAGUUUUGUUAUCUCAAAAAAAGUGUGCUUCACUUGAUGAGUGUGCCAGACAUAUUGUUUCAAAGUAAAGACAGUUCUUCGUUGUUUCAUUCUGAAGGGGAACAGUAGUUUGAACCAUUGAUUAGGAGUUAAUUAAAAUACAUUUUCUUUGUUUCUCUAAAUGAAAAUUGAUGUUCAAAUUUGAAGCAAAAUAUGAUUUUGCCAAUGUUAUUUCUUUUCUUUUUUUGUAUAUUACGAGCGAAAAUGUCUUUAACAUUAUUAUUUAAUGCUAUUCAAGCAAAUGCUCUAAGUAAAUAAUUGUAUCCUGGUAAAUCAGGAUGUCUGUAUAUUGAGUGAAUUACUGGGAUUUGGUAUCACUAGUUAAUGUUGAAUAUUACUGUUGUUUUGCAUACAUGUGUGUGCUGCUUGAGUGUUAUACCUUAAUCAUAUUGACGUAAUGUGAUGUAUAAAGAAUCCCAUUGUUGUUAAUUACAUUGACCUGUUUGAUACAUCUAUAAAUACAUGAUAAAGGAAUAAUUUGAUCUGAAAUAAAUCUAUUUUGCCACAACCAUUUUAAUAUGUUUUAAAUUAUUUCAAAAGACAACAUAUGACAUGUAUAAUAUUUUUUUACAUUAUUUUGAUAGAAACAAUUACCAGGGCAAGUUUUUCUGGUGGUUUUAGGUACUGCAAGAGCAGCUAUGUCGGAUUUUAUCAUUUGAAGGAAUUUUUCUUAACUUAAUCAUUCAUAUUAUAAUAUCAUUAUAAUUUUAUUCCAAUGUUAAAAAAUGUUGUUUUUAAUGCUUUGGUUGUCUUUUAUUCAGCUAAUAGUGUAUAAACUACAGUAACAUAUUUUAAUAUACAUGUGUCUACAUAUUUAUAGAAAGAACCAAUUUACAUCUUUUUUUCCCCUGAAUCUGUUUGGUUUUUAGCAUUUCUUUGAAACAAAAUCUUCUUGCCACUAAUGGCUGUGGGUUAAAAACCCUACAGUGACUUCAAAUUAUUUCAUGUGAGGAAGCUAUCCAGCUAGCUUAGGGAACAUAAAUAAUUCUAGUAAGGUGCCUGUUUGUGUCUGAAAUAUUGCACGGAAGGGCACCUGAGGUCUUCCUUCACAAGUAAAGCUGAAAAGUCGCCAUAUGACCUAGUGUUGAUGUGAUAUACAACAUAACCCAAAAAAACCCAAGAUCAUUACUGUUUUGUGUUGACAGCAAUAUUUUCCUGUUGGUUUCCCCCAAAUGAACAGGAAUGUGGUGGUAGUUACUAGUCAUAAAAAACACAUUAUUAAAGUCAUCAUGUUUUUAUUCACAUAUCUGUAUAUAUUAUAGCUUUAUAUUUUAGGUCUUACCAUAUUUUCAUUAUGUCUAUAAAGUUGUAACAUUUUACAUGAGCUAUUGGUACUUGUGUUUGUUUUAAUCAUUAUAAUUGAUCUGUUACUAGAAUUGAUUUAUUUCAUUAUUGACCAAUGGCAUCACGUUUCUGUUUUUGUAGAAGCACAACUUUCAGUAAAACUGUAACAUCAUGUAUUUUGAAAAAACUUUGAUGCUUGACUGUCGGAAAUACAGGUAAUGAUCUCUUGAUAAAAUGGAAAAUGAUGUUUAAGUUGGUAAUAUAAAUGUUAAGAAUAUGUUGAGUUUAAACACAAACAGGUAUAUUGAAAAAAACAACAAAACGAAACCAAACCAGUUUGUAUGAGGUAAUAAUAAUAGACAAACAAAGUUUUUGGGUCAUCGAUUACUACUUAAUAAAAUUGUCCAUUAAAUUUGUUUUUACUGUUAUUAAAAAGCAGAGCAAUUUAUUGGUGACAUUUUAAAGCAAUUUCAUAUUUUUUAUUCUACAUUUGAAUUCAUUUACGUCAUCAAUAAGGCUUACUAGUUUUAUGUUGUUUGUUUUUUUGAAGCAUAACAGAAAAAUGUAUAUUAUCAUAUAUUGUGGGUGAUUUGUCACAAUGAUUUUGAGUAAUGGGCUCAUCACUUGUCAUCUGCCAAAAAAAGUAGCAUUGUUUUUUCAAUAGACUGGUUUAAAGUCCCUCUGCUUUUGAGAUUUGGAUAGUAUUUGGUGAGUUACGGCAAAUUUUGCAUUAAGAAUCCCACCCUAAAAUCCCACUGUGAUCACCAAUUAGUUGCAUUCUGAACCAGGCAAUAAAUGGUGAUUAUAAUAAACUGGUGUGGUUUAUUUUAAUUGUAGCAUUUCUUUUGAUUUUUAUGCCACCGCAGCAUCUGCGAUGCGGUGGCAUAUAGCGAUUCACCUGUGUGUGUGUGCGUGUGUUUGUUUGUUUGUUUGUGUGUGUGUGUGUUAUAUAGAUUAUAUAGUGAACUUAAAAAAUCUUCUUGUGAAAAACCACUAGUCCAAUUUCAACCAAACUUGGCAGGAUUGAUCCUUGGGUGAAGGGGUUCCAAAGUUGUUCAAAGAAUUUCAUUCCAUGCAGAAAUCUGGUUGCCAUGGCAACCAAAAAGAAUUAAAAGAAUAAAUUUAAAAAAUCUUCUUGUAAAGACCCAAAAGGCCUAGAGCUUAGAUAUUUUGCAUAAGGCAUUGUCUGGUAGACCUCUACCAAGAUUGUUCAAAUUAUAGCCCUGGGGUCAAAAUCGGCCCCGCCCCGGGGGUCAUUGAUUUUCACUAUAUGUACAGUACAGCUCGCGCGGAAUGUACUUUUUUCCUUUUCCCUCCGCGGAACUUGGGAGGAAAAUCGCCGAGAAACUCCAUAAAACUCCGCAAUUUUCGGAGGUGUCGCGGAGACAGAAAUUCGCCGAAAGCGGCGGUAUUUUACUUAAAAAACGGUGUAUUUCAGUCCUCAGCGAUUCUCCGUGACUUUUCUUUCAAUUGGUGCAAAUAAAAUUCAUAAAAAUGAUCAAAAUAAAAGAAAUUGUUUCUUGUAAAUGUAUGUUGUAGAUCUACUUUCGAUAUUAGCAAGGAUAUUAUCUGUUACCUGGCCGCGGUAUUCCGGACCAUUGCACACGUGUUUAUAUUUAUACCUAUGACAUAAUAAUAGAGAUGAGCGUAUAUUAUAUCAUAUGCAUAUGUAUAUUAUUUAAACUUGAUGAAUGCAGACUUGUUCAUAAUUUUAUGAGACACCUAUUAUGCGUUGUCUUUCAACGAAUUUAUUUCAAACAAUUCAUGUUAACAGAAGAUCUAAACUUUUGUAAAAGUGAUUGUUGUUGUUGUUCUUGUAGUAACUGUGUACGGUUUUAAUGUUAGGCCUAAUUGUUUUUGUGUAUCAUCAAAUUCAAUACAUUUAUAUACAUGUUUAUCUUUAGAUCCAUCGUCUCUUCCCGUGGGUCAUUGAUUUUCACUAUAUGUACAUAUAGUAAAAACUUAAAAUACCUUCUUGUAAAGACCCAAAAGGCCUAGAGCUUAGAUAUUUUGCAUAAGGCAUUGUCUGGUAGACCCUUACCAAGAUUGUUUAAAUUAUAGACCUGGGGUCAAAAUCGGCCCCGCCCCGAGUGUCAUUGAUUUUCACUAUAUGUACAUAUAGUAAAAACUUAAAAUACCUUCUUGUUAAAGACCCAAAAGGCCUAGAGCUUAGAUAUUUUGCAUAAGGCAUUGUCUGGUAGACCCUUACCAAGAUUGUUCAAAUUAUAGCCCUGGGGUCAAAAUCGGCCCCGCCCGGGGGGUCAUUAGUUUUCCUUAUAUGUAUAUAGUAAAAACUUAUAGUAAAAACUUUUAAAAAAUUUCUUCUAGCAAUUGACAAAUGCUAGAGGUUAGAUAUUUUGCAUGAAACAUUGUGAAGUGAACUUCUAGCAAGAUUGUUGUUGAAUUAUAGCCCUGAUGUCAAAAUUGCCCCCGCCCCAGGGGUCAUUGAUUUUAAAUAUAUAUAUAUAUAGUAAAAAAUCUUAUUGUCUGAAGGUACAAGGCUUAGAGCUUUAAUAUUUGUUAAAUGAUAUCAUCUAUAGGAACUCUACCAAAGUUGUUCAAAUUUUGCUUCUAGUGUCAAAAUUAGCCCCGCCCCGGGGGCCAUAGGUUUUCCUUAUAUGUAUAUAGUAAAAAAUUAAAAAAAAUCAUUUUCUCUCAAUUUACAAAGGCUAGAGUUAAGAUAUUUUGCAUGAAACAUUGUGUAAGGAACCUCUAGCAAGAUUGUACAAAUUAUAGCCCUGGGGUCAAAAUUGGCCCCACCCCCAGGGGUCAUUGAUUUUCACUAUGUACACAUAGUAAAAAAAUAAAAAAUAUUUUUGUCUGAAGGAACAAGGGAUAGAGCUUUGAUGUUUGCUAUAUAAUAUCAUCUAUAGGUCCUCUACUAAAGUUGUUCAAAUUUUUCCCCUGGUGUCAAAAUUGGCCCUGCCCGGGGGCAGUGAUUCUCAUAAUGUACACAUAGUAAAAACAGAAAAUAAAACAAAUGUUUUCUGAAAGCUACAGCUUAGAUAUUUGACUUGAAAUGUUGUUUGGUGGACCUGUAUCAAGAUUGUUUUGAAUUAAACCCUUGGGUCCAAAAUUUUGCCUUGCCCAAGGGGACAGUGACCUACUUUCUUGUCCUUUGAUGUACAGCAAUGAAAUUUUGACCAUGUGCACAGUUUUAGUUGUAAAAUUGAACUUUGAUAUCAGGUGACCUAGAUUUUGUUGAUGUGACCUACUUUCUUGUCCUUUGAUGUACAGCUAUGAAAUUUGAACCCUGUGCACAGAUUAAGAUGUAAAGUGAACUUUGAUUUCAGCAGACCUAGAUUUUGACAAAGUGUCUUACUGUGUUGUCCUUUUGAUGUAGUCAUGAAAUUUAGGCUGUGUGAAAUAGGCUUCACCACCAAAUUCACUAGACUCGAGUGCAUUGAUAUACAGUAAACUUCACUUAUAGCGAACACGGUUAUAGCGAACUUCCGGUUAUAAGGAACAAUUUAUUUUGGCCCAAAUUUUGCCCUUCUUUAUUUAAUAUAAAAAUAUACGGUUAUAGCGAACACGGUUAUAAGGAAUUAUCGCUUAUAAGGAACUCAUUUCUUAGUCCCAAUUUAGUUAAAAGUGCAUAAAAUUAUACUUUUAUAACGAACUCCAAAUAUCGGCUAUCCGUAAAUAUAUCCCGCAUUUCAACUUUCGUUGAAUGUACCGUUUAUUGUUGUAUGUAAUUCAAUAUAUGAAAAUGAAUUUGUAUAGAAGUAUGUAAUAGUUUUCUAUUUUGGAUAUUUUUAGCUUGAGUUCUUGUCACAAAGAUAAAACGGUAAUUCCUUUUAUUCUAUAAUUUCUUUUCUUUAAUAGUUUUGCUCAGGUAAGAUAAUUAUCGGUUUUCAACAUAAUCACACAUGCUUGCAAACAUAAUCCAUAGAAAACUACAAAGUAUGCUUGAUUGAAAUGAAAAGAAAUCUAUAUAUUUCAUAAGUUCAAGUCACCCUUAAAAUAUAAUAGAAGAUAUUCAAUAUAAAAGGAAGAAAAAUGGUUUAUUCUCAUUCAUUGAAAGAAAACGAAAAGCACUGAGUUAAGAAAGAAAAUAUGAUUUUUUAUGAAAAAUUGAGAAAGGGAGUAAAACUAAAACUGAAAUAGCAAAUGAUUUUCAAAUUCCAAAAUGUACACUCUCGUGUAUUGUGUCUAAAAAAGAAAUAAAUGACUUAUUAUUCUAAAUCAAAUGCUCUUAAAAAUGGCAGACGAUGUUUAACAAUCAGUUCGUUAUAUGUAAAUCUGUUCGCUAUAAAAAUUCCUGAUACAAGGAACUAAUUCGCUAUAUGCUUACAAGGAACUCCGGAUAUAAGGAACAGAUUUUGAAUGUCCCAAUGAGUUCGUUAUAAGCGGAGUUUACUGUAUUCCUACUCUGAUCUUUUAUUGAGUUAACAUUAGAUUUAACCACUUAUCUGAUAAUAAGAAUAAGAUAGGUCAGGGAUCUAUGCUUUAUGACAAUCUUCAAAAUUGUAAAGAAACAAUAAAAAUCUGUUCCUACACUACUAUUUAGUGUUGUAUUAAUGCGGUGGCAUAGCAUUUUUCUCAAAUGCAAUCUUGUUUUAUAAUUGUUUGGUGCAUUGUUGAAUGUUUUUUCCGCAAUUUGAAACCUGUAUGUAUGACCUUGUGUUAAUGUUGUUUGUUAAUGUAUGAAUUAAUAUUUUAGAAGUACUCAAUGAAACUAAAAAAGAUAAAUAAUAUUAAGAAAAGAGUCCGGGUGAGAAUUGUUUUUAACAGAUCUGUUUGCUAGUUGCAAUGCUGACUUACCUAUGUCACUGUGUAGAUAAAAGAUUUGAUUUGCACAUUGUCACAGUUGGACCCCUGGUCAACUGGCUGUAUACAGUUUGCUGCUCAGUUUUUGGGAUUUGAUGUGAGAAUGAUGAAUGUUUUAUGAUAGAAAGUCAAAAUGUGACAAGUUCCUUGAUAUGAUGUCAGUAUCGUGCAUGUUAAGGACAAGAAGUACCUCCCUAGAAGGGAAAUACAUGUGUAUUUGAUUUGGUAUGAAAAAGAUAUUUCAUUGUUGUAUGAAAAAGAUAUUUCAUUGUAGUGUAUAUAAUCUAUUCGUAGACAUAUUUUAAAUGAACCUUCUUAACAGUUAUAUUAUUUUAGAGAGAAUAUGCACAUUUAGAUAUGUACAAGGAAAAUGUACAGAUAUAAGGAAAUAUUUUUUUUCAAUACAUGAUCAUGAUGGGAUUGAAUUACACAACAUUUUGUUGCUAAUUUUCAAGUUUGAAUUGCAAUAAGCUCUGAUAUUUUCUGAUUUUUUUUCUACUUUUUUUGAUCAAUUUGGGUCAUGUAGGCAGUUGGAAAGUAUGCAGAACUUAAUUUUACGAUGAUUUUACUGUAUAUAUGGUACUGCUCAAAUGUUUUAUUUGUUGUUGUUUUUUGUUGUUUUACAUUCCAAAUCUGUAAAUACAGAAUGCCACUUGAUUUGUGCAGGUCAGCACUUUUAAGGGUAACAUUGUUUUUGUUUGGUUUUUUUUCUAAAAAAAAAACAAUAAUGGCAAGAAGCUGAGAGCAAUUUCUAAUUCAUUGUACCAUGAUAUUGAGCCAAUUUAUAUGUUUUUACACAGAAUUCCACAAAAAAUCGGGUGCUACCCAUCUAGAACUUCUCGUCAAUAUCAUUCAGAUAAUUUGGUCUUUCAGCUGUGAUAUAUGCAUUUUUAUUUUUCUAUAAUUUUUCCAUAGAAUCUCGAAUAUUUGUACUCCUCACAGCGCAGUGUACUCAUACUAUACCUGUUGUUGCCUGUUUGUCUCCAUUGUUGUCCUCAAUCUUUAAGCCAUACUUUACAUUGAAAGGGCCUAAGUUGGAUAAGAUAUCAAUUAAGAUAAACUAUUUUUGGAUCAAAAUGAUUACCUUUACUUUAGGGCAAAGUUUUAAAUUUACUAUUUAACAUUUGGGUUGUUGAACUUUAAGAAAGAUACAAGAGACAAUGGACCUUUGGUAUUAUUCACUUAGUAAAGUGAAUUUUUUUCAUAUUAAAAAAAAGUGCCAAGAUAAUGUCGCCUUUGAGAACUUCAUAUCUGAAAAGAAAAGAACAAAUACUGCUAGUUAAAAGAUAAAUUUCUAGAUAGCAAGUGAUUGAUUUUUUUUUUCAAGGCAAAAUUUGAUUUUUAUUUUUUUACUUACAUAAUAGAAAGAUAAGAUUUGAAAAAGGUUUUAGAUUGAAAUAGCUUGUUUCUUUGAAAUUAAGCCUUUUAGUGUAAUUAAGGUGACAUAGCUUUGUAAGUUUUAUCAUUUAAUUUUAAAUGUUUUUUUAAAAACAUGCUUUUAAUGUGUAAUAACUAAUAUGGUUAAUUAAAAAAAAAAUAGAUAUAAUAUUGAUAUUUCAUUAUUUGCCUUAUUGGUCAAAAUAAGAAAAAAAAUGUUUACAGGUACAUGUGAACUUUAAAAUGUUAAAAGUUACUCUAUGUUAUUAUGACAUGACAUUGAAGGAAAAAAAUAUAUUUGAGAAAAAAGAGAUCAUUUCUUUACAACUAUGUUUUAUUACAUUAGUCAUGAAAUUAAUUCAGAAAUAUAUGCUAUUUAUUUACAAAAAUAGACCUAAAUAUUCACCUUUCUGUGCUUGGAAUGAGAGAGGAAAUGUCCCUCAUUUAACUGCUUUUAUAACUGCCAAAAUAAAAAGAUAUUGUACAUGUAUAAAUGAUAAGAUUGAAUGACAUGGUACAUAUUUAUUAGUUUGCAUCUGUGAAAGGAUGAUUUGUUGUUUUUUGUCAAUUUUAAAGGUGAAUUGUUUUGUAUUACAUACCAAAAAUGAAUAAAUGUUUUCUUUUUUUCACUCAGUGUGUUUUUUCAUUGCAUAGAGUUGAUGUUUCUAAUGUAGAAAGAACUACAAUUUCAUUGCAAUGUUGUAGAAAAAUAAAUAUCUGGUGGUUUAUAAGUAACUGUUUAAAUAAUAGCCUGAUGACAACAACAGGUUCUGCCCUUUCAACCAGUGCAGACCACUAUCAGCCUGCACAACCGUGCCUUCUGAUCAUGGUCUGCACUGUUCCGCUAAUCAGUCGGUACAUAUUUUGAAAUUUUCCCUAACACUGAUGAAUGGUAUUGUCUAGAUUAUGUUAAAAAUGGACAAGUCCACUUAGAUAUAUACUAUAAUAUAGGGUGGUAAAGGUUAAGAAAAUCCCAUUAAACUUUCCUAAUGAUAAAUUAAUGCUGAUCUUCAGUGUUGAUAAUUAUCCUACAAUCAAUAAAAUAUGCUUGAAUUCAAUUCAUUUACGAAGGUCUAUGCAAGGUGCUAACACUGUAUACAAACAACAUUAAAAACAUAGAAAUUGAUGUUGAUUUAUAUAUUUUAAGUCACAUGACCUGUGACAAUUAAUCAUACAAAAAAUGUAAUUUUUCGAUAUAAAAUAAAGUGAGAUACUUGUAUAAUGAUAGUACAUGUAUAAUGAUAUAUACUAUACAUAUAUAUACUUCUACAUUAUUACACUAUAACUUUAAUUUUCCUUUUUGGUACAUCAUCACGCUUCAUAACCAUUUAUCUCCUUUAAAAAAUGCCAUUUUGAUUAGUUCCAUCCAUCUUGUUUUAGGGCCAGGCAUUCUUUUACUUUGAUGUUUCUAAAUUCAAAAUUUCACCAUUUUUAUGUGGGAAGUGUUGAAUUCAGGGACAGUAGCUUGCAAAUUUCCUGUAUCAUUCAAUCAAACUGAGCCUGCAACAUUUUCAAUCUUGCACUUUUGGGUGUUCUUUAGGGAUUCUGUUUUUUUUUUCCUCUUACUCAAAGGUUAGCAAGUUGAAUCAUUUCUCCAUAUUUUUUCCCUGAGAAGAAAGAUUAAUAAAACAAUUAUUUUCUCUUAUGUUUCACACAUACUUACAUUAUGACUGGAUGAAUCUUUAAUGUUAAUUGUGUGUCAUUUACAGUUAUAAUUGUUUUCUAGAUAAAAGUUAUAUGUUGACCAUUGUUAUUUUCACAAUAAAGGUCAAACUGAA
Messenger RNA from Ruditapes philippinarum (Manila clam), 10912 nucleotides. Its product is annotated as la-related protein 6-like. The record is from RefSeq and is a predicted model, not a curated record. NCBI's taxonomy places the organism in Eukaryota, Metazoa, Mollusca, Bivalvia, Venerida, Veneridae. Gene Ontology annotation, biological process: RNA processing. The coding region runs from base 159 to 1637 and encodes 492 amino acids. Gene Ontology annotation, molecular function: mRNA binding. The transcript has a single exon. Gene Ontology annotation, cellular component: nucleus.